GUCCCAGCGCGACCCGCCCCGGCGAUCGCUGUACUCUGCGCCGACUCGAACCCGCGGACAUGGCGAGCCAGGUUAUCAAGUGUAAGGCUGCAGUUGCCUGGGAGGCUGGAAAGCCUCUCUCCAUAGAGGAGAUAGAGGUGGCACCCCCAAAGGCUCAUGAAGUUCGAAUUAAGAUCCUUGCCACUGCGGUGUGUCACACCGACGCCUAUACGCUGAGUGGGGCUGAUCCCGAGGGGUGUUUCCCAGUGAUUUUGGGACACGAAGGUGCUGGAAUUGUGGAAAGUGUUGGCGAAGGAGUUACUAAGCUGAAAGCAGGUGACACAGUCAUCCCGCUUUACAUCCCACAGUGUGGAGAAUGCAAAUUUUGUCUGCAUCCUAAUACGAACCUUUGCCAGAAGAUAAGGGUCACUCAAGGGAAAGGAUUAAUGCCAGAUGGUACCAGCAGAUUCACGUGCAAAGGAAAGACAAUUUUACAUUACAUGGGAACCAGCACGUUUUCUGAGUACACAGUCGUGGCCGAUAUCUCUGUGGCUAAAAUAGACCCCUCAGCACCUCUGGAUAAAGUCUGCCUCCUGGGCUGUGGCAUUUCAACCGGCUAUGGUGCCGCGGUGAACACGGCCAAGGUUACACCUGGCUCUACUUGUGCUGUCUUUGGCCUGGGAGGAGUUGGACUGGCAGCGAUCAUGGGCUGUCAGGUGGCUGGGGCAUCCCGCAUCAUUGGCGUGGACAUCAACAAAGACAAAUUCGCAAAGGCCAAAGAGUUCGGAGCGUCGGAAUGUAUCAGCCCCCAGGACUUCAAUAAACCCAUCCAGGAAGUGCUCGUUGAGAUGACGGAGGGCGGCGUGGACUAUUCCUUCGAGUGCAUCGGUAACGUGAAGGUCAUGGAAGGGCGGAAGAAGCGGGGCGUGGCGAGUGAGGCUUCUCUGGUGCCGACCUCGGGCCUGUGGGUUCAAGAACACGUUUCCUUAGCCACAGUGGCACAGGUAAUCAGAACCCAGGGCUGCUUCCUUGAGGUUGUCUUCUUGCGGGCAGGUGCCACGCCUCGUUCCUACCUGAAUCUCACGUUCCCAGUAUGGCACCUGGCCCACGGGACUCUGAAAUUCGCCACUGAAGCAGCCUUCCACACUAGCGAGGUGAGCUGUAUGCACUGUUCCGAGUGCAGUGUGGGAGCUACGUGA
Propithecus coquereli (Coquerel's sifaka) is the source of this 1178-nucleotide messenger RNA. RefSeq names its product alcohol dehydrogenase class-3-like. The record is from RefSeq and is a predicted model, not a curated record. NCBI's taxonomy places the organism in Eukaryota, Metazoa, Chordata, Mammalia, Primates, Indriidae. The transcript is spliced from 7 exons. Gene Ontology annotation, biological process: formaldehyde catabolic process. Bases 60 to 1178 code for a protein of 372 amino acids. Gene Ontology annotation, cellular component: cytosol. Gene Ontology annotation, molecular function: S-(hydroxymethyl)glutathione dehydrogenase [NAD(P)+] activity; zinc ion binding.